AUGAGCGGGCGCGGCGACGUGCAGGUGCUGCGGCUGUGCCGACGGCUGCGGGCGCGGCUCGCGCCCCCCGCCGCCUCGCCCGCCUCGCCCCCGCCGCCCCUAUCGCACGGCGCACAGAUGGCCGUGCACUGCACCAUUGGUCUGCUGUUCUUAGCGGGUGGUCGUGCCACGCUCAGCACAUCCAAAACUGCUGUGGCCGCCCUUCUCAUUGCCUUCUUCCCUAAAUUCCCUACACACAGUGAAGACAACAGGUACCACCUGCAGGCGUUCCGGCACCUGUACGUGCUGGCGGUGGAGGCGCGACUCCUGCUCCCGCGAGACCUCUCCAGCGGGAAGCUCUGCUACGCCCAUCUGCAGGUUAUAGACCUCCAAGGUGUGGUGAAAGAAAUGAAGGCGCCAUGCAUCAUACCAGAGCUUAACACGUUGAAAGAAGUGAGGAUUAAUGAUCCCAGAUACUGGCCAAUCGUUUUCCAGAGGGAUCAGAACUGGGACUUACUGGAGACGGUGCUGAAGUACACGUGGUGCGUGGACAUAAAGCAGCGCGCGGGCUGCCUCUCGUACGUGUCGGACCCGCUGGGCUUCCUCACCAUCCUGGCGCAGACGCUCACGCUGGACAAGACCAACAUCUGGCUCGCCACGCCCGAGAACAUCGAGCUGUUCACCAACGACGAGAAGGUGCGCGGCUUCGUCAAGCGCUACCUCGGCUCCGACGCGGAGGGCAGCGGCGUCUGCGCCAGCUGCCUGCUCGCCGGCCGCAGGGCGGGCGGCGUAGCGGCCGGCGUAGCGCGCCGCUGCCGCUGCCGCCGCUACGGCGUAGAGGAGCAGCACCACGUGCAGGCGCUCAGCAUGCUCACCUACGAGUGCCUGGUCAAGGACGUGCUGUGCGCACUGCCCGUCUGGACCACCUUCCUGCAGCUAAUAAAGUGCAUGAAGACGGAGCCGAGCUCGUACCAGGUGUGGCAGGUGAAGCUGCUGCUUGCCCAGGUGGAGAGCCAGGCGCGGCUGGCCAGCGCCGAGAUGAAGGUGGACGGCGAGGAGUCUGGCAGCGAUGGCCUCAUCUCGAUAGAGUUCGCGAUGGCGCUCAAGCAGCGCGUAGCCGCCGCCCUGGACGAGUGGGGCGGGCGCGUAGGCCCUCUGCUACGCCGCUACGCGGGCCUCGCCGCCCCAGCCGCUCCGCCCGCCCCGCACCUGCGGCGGCUGCUCGCCGCCUACGUGCUCUACCACGAGGUGGGUGCCGCCCGGCGCGCUGGCGACGCCCGGCGGCGUGGCAGCGCUGGCGUGUGGCAGCUCGCCGCUGUCGGCGGCGGCCGUGGCAGCGCUGGCGCCGCUCGUCAGCUGAUGGCGGGACGCGCGCGCCGCGCCGCGCACGCGCCUCUGACGCGGCCUCGCAGCGCCCCUCCGACGCCCCGCGCCCGCGAGGCGCCGCAC
This is a messenger RNA of Iphiclides podalirius (scarce swallowtail), 1428 nucleotides long. Lineage: Eukaryota; Metazoa; Arthropoda; Insecta; Lepidoptera; Papilionidae. The record is from the annotation of a GenBank genome assembly.